This is a messenger RNA of Nothobranchius furzeri (turquoise killifish), 2532 nucleotides long. RefSeq names its product retinol dehydrogenase 10a (gene rdh10a). NCBI's taxonomy places the organism in Eukaryota, Metazoa, Chordata, Actinopteri, Cyprinodontiformes, Nothobranchiidae. Gene Ontology annotation, molecular function: oxidoreductase activity, acting on the CH-OH group of donors, NAD or NADP as acceptor. The record is from RefSeq and is a predicted model, not a curated record. Gene Ontology annotation, cellular component: lipid droplet.
CACUCCGAUUGGGUCGAGCGUUGGAUGGGUGGACUAAAUAAAUAGCGCGUGAGAUGCGACUGCAAGAUGACAUGAGUGGAGCAACAGCAGCAGAGCAACCCCAAACUCAACCGGACUCACUUUUCUCUCAACCUGGCUCUCUUGUUUGCGCUUUUCCAACACAUUUUCUGCAUAUUUGCGCUCCCCGCGUCUGCGUUUUCCCCCUCACUGCUGCGAACAGGUUGGGAGACGGGAACACCCCUCCGCACCUCCCCUUCUUCGUGUCCGGCAUUCUCUGUUUAAAUUCACAGAAAGUUCCUGUCAAGAUGAUGAUGAUCAUCGCGGAGUUCUUCGUGGUUAUUUUAAAAGUGCUCUGGGCUUUUGUGACCGCCGGGGCCAAGUGGGUCGUGCGCCCUAAGGAGAAGAGCGUGGCGGGACAGGUGUGCGUGAUCACCGGUGCUGGAAGCGGCCUUGGCCGGCUGUUCGCCAAGGAGUUCGCCCGGAGAAGAGCGACUCUGGUGCUGUGGGACAUAAACAGCCAAAGCAACGAGGAAACGGCGGAGAUGGUACGGCAGAUUUACCACGAACUGGAAACCCCCGUCACCAAAGACGAACCUGUUGGGGGGGUCGAGGAGGUCCCCACCUUCCAGCCUCAGGUCUACACAUAUGUGUGUGACGUAGGGAAACGCGAGAGCGUCUAUUCCACCGCGGAGAAGGUGCGCCGAGAGGUGGGAGAGGUAGACCUACUGAUUAACAACGCAGGUGUGGUCUCGGGUCAUCACCUGCUGGAGUGUCCCGACGAGCUGAUCGAGCGCACCAUGGUGGUCAACUGUCACGCACACUUCUGGACCACCAAGGCGUUUCUCCCCAAGAUGUUGGAGCUGAAUCAUGGUCACAUUAUAACUGUUGCCAGCUCCCUGGGUUUGUUCAGCACAGCUGGAGUGGAGGAUUAUUGUGCCAGUAAGUUUGGUGCCAUCGGGUUUCACGAGUCUCUGAGCCACGAGAUUAAAGCCUCGGAGAAGGAUGGCAUCAACAUGACUCUGGUGUGUCCUUACCUGGUCAACACGGGAAUGUUUAAAGGUUGUCGGAUAAGGAAGGAGAUUGAGCCUUUCCUGCCUCCCCUGAACCCAGAGUUCUGUGUGAAACAAGCCAUGACGGCCAUCCUCACAGACCAGCCGAUGAUCUGCACGCCUCGCAUCAUUUACAUGGUUAACUUUAUGAAAAGCAUCCUUCCCUUCGAGGCCAUUGUGUGUAUGUAUCGAUUUCUGGGCGCCGACAAGUGCAUGUACCCGUUCCUAGCCCAGAGAAAGGAGGCGAUGAACAACAACGAAGCAAAGAACGGGAUCUAGGGGGCACUGUUCAUAACAAGGGCAUUUAAAACUGCAGGCAUGAGGAAACAACCACUGAGGAUGAAAACGGGACAAAGAAAAAGACUGAAUUUAGACUGGUGCACUUGCAUUGAGCAAAUGCAAAAGUUUACCAUAUUGUUCCUCUGGAACAAAAAAAGGAGCUGCGUACUACACAAAAGACUGAUUUGUCAUAUUUGUUUUCCCUUUUUUAUUCUAAAGAAACCAGCAUCUAUAUAUACAGUCACUAGUUUUUGAAAUCAUAGAGAAAAGGUAUCCAGUAAUUAACUAUUUACAUAAUGUAGUCACCAGCCUUAUUUAGUGUCAAGGUGGAAAUAUACAGUAUGUUACUGUACAAACAGUAAUCAAUUUUUCACUUAUUUUAUUUUUGUAGACAUGCACUGUAAUUUCUAAUAUUUCUAAUGUAAAUUUUGAUUUUUUUUUCUGCAUUUUAUGAGUGUGUGAGUUUAACACCGGAUUCCAACAACGCCACCCAUCAGAGGCUUUGCUUCAGUCUUAAAGGCACAGCAUGUUUAAAUGUUUAAGAUGACCGUGUUCAACUGUCAGGAUGUUUAAUGGCCAGUUUGUGGUUGUUUCCAUCUUCAGCAGAGUCGUUGUCAUUCUCGCUUUUAGUUCUUUUUUUAGUUCUUUUUUUUUUAUUUUUUUUUUACAAAUUUCUCAAUCAGGAGGCGACAUAAAUUGUCCUGGGUUGAAUUUCUUACAGAAUUUAUCAGUUGAGAGAAGACAAAAACGUAGAAUUAUAUUUUAUUAUUUUACUAUGCUGUUCAUAUUGUAAAUUAAUCUUUGAACAAUAUUGUUAAAAAAUCCAUUUUAAGCAACCGUCUUGACUCUGAGUGGUUGAAAAGUUUCUUCCCAUUUAAAGUGAAACGUAUUUGUUUAAAUGUCAACAAGGCUCCCAGAAUAAGUGUUCCUCCCACUGCUUUUGAUGUAUUUUAUAUACACUUUAUUAUUUUUGGACAUGUUUGUUCAGGAUUUGAACUACAGAACAUUCCAGUAGGCAUCAUUCCCUCAGUCACAGCGAUGAGCCUAAAUUCUCUACCUCUUCAUUUUUGCCUUUUUUUUUUGUGGACAGUAUAACAUUAGCCUCUUUUUGUAAUAUUCUAAAGUCUGCUACAUGGCAGCACAAAUGUGGUUCCAAUGUUUAGUGUCUCUAACGUAAAUUAAUAAAGUGAUUUAGAUUAUUAAA